GUUUGUUUUUUGCCGUAGUAAAGAGAACCGGAGAGGUGCCGGUUGAGUGUGAAUCCGUCGCGAGAGUGGAACAGAGUGCUUUGUUUACAUACCGCCGGCAUUUCAUAAACACGUGGGGUGCACAGAGAACGAUGCUAACAUAUUAGCCAACCACUUUCGAUAGCAUCAAACUAAUUUAAUAAGGUGUUGUGACCUCUGUGGUGAUGUUCGGGGGCUACGCGGACAGGGCGGAGUUAGAGGAUGAGCUGUACGCGGAGGAGCCCGAGGGGUCAGAGGGUGACGACAGUGAACUAGAGUUCAGACUCUACAGCCAACUCCACUACUCCUCUAACCCCGGAGAGAGGGAGGAGGUGGAGGAGGAGCUGGGAGACAGGCGCCUCUCCUCCAGCCACGGAGAGAAGGAGGAGGAGGAGGAAGAUGGGAGCAAGGCCAAACGACAGCGGCCACCCCUGUCACAUGAUCAUGGUAACAGAGAUCUACGGCAAAACCUGCUGGGGGACGCAGAGCAGAAACAACAGAAAGUCAAACUGAAUACCCAACAGGGGAGGAAACGGCAGAGAGGUCUCUGCAAAGGUGACCCCAGACGUCAAAGGUUGUCCCAGGAGGUCAUAGUCAUCGACUCGAGUCAAGACGACGUCAUCACUGUGUCGGACAACACCGAGGAAGAUGACGGGGUGUGUAGCUUGAAAGGUCAGAGGUUAAAGAAAGGACCCCUGCAGGCCUCGACGCCAGGACAACAGAGAAACCCCGCCCCAAAGAAGAGGAGCUCCAUUGUGGGAUCUGACUCGGUGGUGGUGUUGGACUCAGAAUCCGGAGCGAAGUCUGGAUCGGACUCUGACAGUCUGGAGAGCUGGAUGAUUCUAGGCAGCGUGAGACAAGAUGGAGACCAGGGCAUCAUACUGAACCUGGAGGGAGAAGGAGACAUUAAAGGUAGGGAGGGAGGGAGGAGACAUUAA
Messenger RNA from Oncorhynchus nerka (sockeye salmon), 956 nucleotides. Its product is annotated as zinc finger CCHC domain-containing protein 7-like. The record is from RefSeq and is a predicted model, not a curated record. NCBI's taxonomy places the organism in Eukaryota, Metazoa, Chordata, Actinopteri, Salmoniformes, Salmonidae. The coding region runs from base 204 to 956 and encodes 250 amino acids. The transcript has 4 exons.